Messenger RNA from Malaclemys terrapin pileata, 7405 nucleotides. Its product is annotated as zinc finger protein 420-like. The coding region runs from base 597 to 4346 and encodes 1249 amino acids. Lineage: Eukaryota; Metazoa; Chordata; Testudines; Emydidae. Gene Ontology annotation, biological process: negative regulation of transcription by RNA polymerase II. Gene Ontology annotation, molecular function: DNA-binding transcription repressor activity, RNA polymerase II-specific. The record is from RefSeq and is a predicted model, not a curated record. The transcript is spliced from 11 exons.
GGGGCGGGGGCUCCCCCAGAAAUGCUCAUCACUCAUCACAUGAUUUCUAAGCCACUCCUGAUUUUUCACCCGGGUCCCAUGUUUUUUAAGCUCCUCUCGUGAGUGUGAAUGUUGGGGGCGAUUCAUUUUCGCGGGUGACAACGCGGGGGGGAAAUUCAGGGUUAAUGCCACUGAGUUCCCAAGCCGGGGAGAGAGAAGCAGGAAGUGAUCUGAAAUGGGGACGCAAUAACCUAGGGACCUUCCUGUGCCAGCCCCCCCUGGGCUCGCCUCGGAGUCACUCCCUGCAGCCUGUGUGGCAAGGGGCUGAAUCCCCGUCUGCAGCCCCAGGGCCCCGGAGGGAAUCGCCCUGGCCGGAGCGAUUUGCACCGGCUGUCCGGUCCGCAUGAAGAGGGGAGUGAUGGAGGGCAGGAUCUCCUGCCCUGGCUCCUUAUGCCCGGCUUCCAGGUGCCGGUGACGUUCAAGGAGGUGGCCGUGUGCUUCCGCAAGAAAGAGUGGGGUGACCUGGACGAAGGGCAGAGGCAGCUCUAUGGGGCAACUUCCACGAGCAUUAUGAGACUCUGACUUUGCUGGCAGGAUUCCCCGUCCCUGACCUGGCCAUGACCUCCCGGAUGGAACGAGGGGAAGAGCCGAGGGUCCCGGAUCUCCAGGGCGCCGAGGAAAAGGAGAUCCUAAGAGGUGCCCGCACAGCAGGUGCCGGGACGGUGAGUGAGAAUGAAGAGGAAAAUCACCAGCGGGAAGGGCCUGUGGGAGCGAAGCCACAUGGGACGUCCCAGAGCCUCGAGCAGGGAGAGACCGUCGAGAGCCAGGGUGGGGCAGGGCUGGGACAGGGGAAGGCCCAGACUAAAUCCGCACCCCAGGCACGGCACAGGCGGGUGGGCCGUGUCAUCUGUGGCGACUGCGGGAAGAGCUUUGUGAAGAACUAUGACCUCUUCAAGCACCAGCGGGUCCACACAGGAGAGAAACCUUACAGCUGCCCUGACUGCGGGAGGAGCUUCGCCUUCCACUCCACCCUCAGCAAACACCAGCACAUCCACACCGGCGCCAGGCCCUUCCAGUGCGCCGAGUGCGGGAAGAGCUUCCGGCAGAAAGGUCACCUGACCCGCCACAGCCGCGUCCACGCCGGGUUAAAGCCCUACGUCUGUGCUCACUGCGGGGCGGCCUACAGCACCCGCACCAACCUGCUGCGGCACCAGAGCGGCCACACCGGGGAGCUGCCCUACAAGUGCACGGAAUGCGGCCGGCGUUUCGGGGAGAUCGCAGCCCUGGUGGCACAUCUGGUGGCACAUUCCGGGGAGCGGGCCCACAAGUGCCCUGAGUGCGGGAAGAGCUUCCGGCGCGGCUCGUCGCUGACGGAGCACCGGCGGGUGCACACCGGGGAGAAGCCCCACGUCUGCCCCCAGUGCGGGGAGAGCUUCAUGCGCCGCGCCACCUUCAACGACCACGUGCGCGGCCACUCCGGGGAGCGGCCCAAUGUCUGCGACGUCUGCGGGAAGAGCUUCACCAAGCGGCAUUCCCUGCUGCAGCACCAGCGGUCCCACACCGGAGAGAAGCCUCACCAGUGCCCCGACUGUCCCAAGAGCUUCAUCGCCAGCUCCGCUCUGGUGCAGCACCGCCGGAUCCACACCGGCGAGACACCCUACCGCUGCGAGGAGUGCGGGCGCAGCUUCAGCCAGCGCUCGGUGCUGACCACCCACCGGCGGCUGCACACCGGUGAGCGGCCCUACAAGUGCGGCCAGUGCGGGAAGGGCUUCAGCCAGAGCUCGGCGCUGACCCAACACCGCCGCACCCACACGGGGGAGUCGCCCUAUGGCUGCGCCCAAUGCGGGCGGAACUUCAGCGGCAUGUCGGCCCUCAAGCGGCACCACCGAACCCACACCGGCGAACGGCCCUUCCGCUGCGGCCAGUGUGGGAAGGGCUUCAAGCAGAGCUCCACACUGGUCCAGCACACCAGGAUCCACACGCAGGAGAGGCCCUUCUCCUGCACCCAUUGCGGCAAGAGCUUCAGCCAGCGGUCGGCUCUCGCCAAGCACCAGCGGACUCAUGCCAAGGAGAGCGGCGGCUCUCACGAGGCCGUGGGGACGCGGUUCUACAAGGACCCCUUCGUUCAGCCGGGGGAGGGCGGCACUGAGCCCGAGGAGGUGGUGGUGGUGCUCCCGCCGGGGACGUGGGAUUGUGAGAUGCCCCCCCGCGUGAAGGAGGAGCCGGGGACACCCCUGCAGGUGAAGGAGGAACCGGAGCUGCCUCAGCAUGUUCAAGAUGGGCCCUAUCGGGUUAAACAGGAGCAGCCGGAGCGGCCACAGGAAAUUAAAGAGGAACCAGCGCCCCCACUGCAGAUUAAAGAGGAGCCUGAGCUGGAUGCAUGCGCCCCUCCACAUAAUGUUCCCCUGUUCUCUCGUUCGUUCUCCCAGGCUCUGCUCGAGUCCUGCUUGCAGUUCGGUCAAGCUGGGCAGGAAGUGGUCUCAGACAAGAUGGAUUCCCUUAGCCUCCAGCUGGUGCGACUGAAGUGUGUGUCUCAGGAGGAACUUCCAGGAUCCUGGAGCGCGCCGUCCCAGGAGCCCCGAGAGCGACGGGAAAGGGAUCAGCUUCCACCCCAGAUAUCCGAGGAGGAGAGCGAUGACGAGCAGGAGUCCGUGUCAUCGACACCCAUGGUCGGCUUCCAGAUGGGACUGUGGGGUCUCUUCUGGUUCCAGGCGCCGGUGGCGUUCGAGGAGGUGGCCGUGUAUUUCUCCCGGGAGGAGUGGGGGCUCCUGGACGAAGGGCAGAGGCAGCUCUACAGGGACGUCAUGCAGGAGAAUUACCAGACUCUGAUCUCGCUGGCAGGAGUCCCCGUCCCUGACCCGGCCGCGAUCUCCUGGAUGGAGCGAGGGGAAGAGCUGAGGGUCCCGGAUCUCCAGGGCUCCGAAGAAAGGGAGAUCACGAGAGGCGCCGGCGCAGCAGGUGCCAGGAGGGAAAACCCCCAGCAGGAAGGGCCUGCAGGAGUGGAGCUGCACAGGACGUCCCAGAGCCCAGAGCUGGGAGUGGCAUCCGGUGGCGUGGGAUGGCAGCAGGGGAAGCCAUCUCAGCAGGAAAGACCCAAGACCGGUGGUCACCCGCGGGCAAGAGAGGGGCCCAUCAUCUGCGGGGAUUGUGGGAAAAGCUUCGGGAAGAGCUCGGAGUUCGUCAAACACCAGCGCACCCACACGGGCGAGAGGCCCUACCAGUGCCCUGACUGUGGGAGGAGCUUUGCCAUCCGCUCCAACCUCCUCCGCCACCAGCGCAUCCACACCGGCGCCAGGCCUUACCCAUGUGCCGAGUGCGGGAAGAGCUUCCGCCACAAGGAGCACCUGACCCGCCACAGCCACGUCCACGCUGGGUUAAAACCCUACGUCUGCGCUCACUGCGGGGCGGCCUACAGCACCCGCACCAACCUGCUGCGGCACCAGAGCAGCCACACGGGGGAGCUGCCCUACAAGUGCACGGAGUGCGGCCGGCGCUUCGGGGAGAUCACCGCCCUGGUGGCACAUCUGGUGGCGCACUCCGGGGAGCGGGCCCACAAGUGCCCCGAGUGCGGGAAGAGCUUCCGGCGCGGCUCGUCGCUGACGGAGCACCGGCGGGUGCACACCGGGGAGAAGCCCCACGUCUGCCCCCAGUGUGGGAAGGGGUUCAUGCGACGCUCCAUCCUCAAUGGGCACCGGCGCACCCACACCGGCGAGCGGCCCAACGCCUGCGGGGAGUGCGGCAAAGGGUUUACCCAGCGGUCAUCCCUGCUGCAACACCAGCGCACCCACCGGGGUGAAAGACCCUACCCAUGUCCCCAAUGUGGGAAGAGCUUCAGCCAGCGCUCAGCGCUGACCACCCACCGGCGGCUGCACACCGGGGAGCGGCCCUUCCACUGCGCCCAGUGCGGGAAGAGCUUCAGCCAGAGCUCGGCGCUGAUCCAGCAUCAGCGGACCCACACCGGUGAGACCCCGCACCGCUGUGGGGACUGUGGGAAGGGCUUCGGGGACCGCUCGGCCCUCAAGCGGCACCGGCGCACCCACACGGGCGAGCGGCCCUACCGCUGCACCCAGUGCAGCAAGAGCUUCAAGCAGAGCUCGGCGCUGACACAACAUGUUCGCAUCCAUACCGGGGAGCGGCCCUACGUCUGCCCCCACUGCGGGAGGGGAUUCUCUCAGGGCUCGGCUCUGGCCCAGCACCAGAGGACUCAUGCCAAGGAGAAGAGCCUGUCGGACGUGCCCACUGCCAGCCGCCUGUACAGGGAUCCCUUCAUCCGGCCACGGGAUGUGGAGGAGGGGCAGCAGGGCUGCCCCUGGGGACACGGUGCACUCAGCCAGGCUGAAAGAGAAGCUGCAGUGAUAGAAUCAUAGAAAUGUAGGACUCGAAGAGACCUCAAGAGGUCAUCAAUUCCAGGCUCCUGCGCUGAGACAGGGCCAAGUAACCCUCUCCCUGGCAGGUGUUUGUCCCGCCUGUUCUUAAAAACCUCCAGUGACGGGGAUUCCACAACCUCUCUCGGGAGCCUAUAGCAGAACUUAACUACCCUGAAAAUUAGAAAGUUUUUCCUAAUAUCCAACCUAAAUCUCCCUUGCUGCAGAUCGAGCCCAUGCCUUUUUGUCCUUCCUUCAGUGGACAGGGAGAACAAUUGAUCUUCAUCCUCUUUAUAACAACCCUUAACAUAUUUAAAGGUUGUUAUCAGGUCCCCUCUCAGUCUUCUUUUCUCUAGACUAAACAUGCCCAGUUUCUCAAGCCUGUUCUUCUAGGUCAGGUUUCCUAAACCUUAUAUCAUUUUUGUUGCUGUUCUCUGGACUCUCUAUCAUUUAUUCACAUCUUUCUGUGGUGCCCAGGAUUUGACACAGUUCUCCAGCUAAGGCCUCACUAGUGCCGAAUGGAACAGGACAGUUAUCUCCUGUGUCUUAUGUAAGUCACUCCCGCUAAUCCACCCCAGAAUGAUACUAACCAUUUUUGGUUAUCUUUAUUGGUUAGCUCUCAUCUUUAUUGAAUUUUAUUGACGCAGGUGGGCAGGGUGAAGGGCUGGAGGCUGGAUUUGGGCAUCAUGGGGAAAAGGAGGUGGCGUUUUAAGUCAUUUCUACCGGGAAUCCCAUCCUUGCUGGGGCAUGUCCCCUUCCCAUACCCCUUUCCCAGCAAGGAUUAUUAACCCCCACAGGCUCAGCCUGUCCCCUAAGGUCUGUGCCCAUCCCAUGGGGGCCCCGUCCCUUCACUCUCCUGGAUCUCCCCAGAUCUAGUCAUCCUUCUCUGCUCCUUCCCCUCUCCCGGGGCCAAGGUCGAGGGUUCGCAGACUGAUCCAAAGCCCGUUGAAGUCAGUGGGAAGACUCCCAUGGGCUUUAGGUCAGCUCAUUAAUUUCUCUGAGUCUCUGUUCUCAAAGUGUAAAAUGAGGAUAAUCAAAAUUCAGAUUAUGAGCUCUUUGGGGCCGUGACUGUCUCUCCCUGUGUGUCUGUGCAGCGCCUGGCGCAAUUCAUUUAUUUAUAGAUUCAUUGAUUCCAGUGCCAGAAAGGACCACUGUGAUCAUCUAGUCUGACCUCCCAUAUAACACAGGCCAGAGAACUUCUUUGAAAUCAUUCUUGGAGCAGAGCUUUUAGAAAAAACAUCCAAUCUUGAUUUUAAAGUGGCCAGUAAUGGAGAAUCCACUGCAACCCUUGAUAAAUUGUUCCAGUGGUUAAUUCCUCUCACUCUUAAAAAUGUAUGCCUUAUUUCCAGUCUGAAUUUGUCUAGCUUCAACUUCCAGCCAUUGGAUCUUGUUAUACCUUUGUCUGCUAGACUGAAGAGCCCCAAAUUUCUGUUUCCCAGGUAGGUUCUUAUGGAGUGUAAUCAUGCCUUCCCUUAACCUCCUCUUUGUUAAACUAAAUAGAUUGAGCUCCUUGCAUUUGUCACUGUAAGGCAGGUUUUCUAAUCCUUUAAUCAUUCUUGUGGCUCUUCUCUGACUCCUUUCCAAUUUAUCCAUACCCUUCUUGAAUUGUGGACAGCAGAACUGGACAUAGGAUUUCAGCAACGGCUGCACCAGUGCCAAAUACAGAGGUAAAAUAAUCUCUCUACUCCUUUUUGAGAUUCCCGUUUAUGCAUCCCAGGAUCGCAUUAGCCCUUUUGGUCACAACAUCACACUGGGAGCUCAUGCUCAGCUGAUUAUGCACGACAGCCCCCAAAUCUUUUUCAGUCAUUGCUUCCUAGGAGAGAGUCCCCCAUCCAGUAAGUAUCCUGAGGUGGAGGCCAUCCAAACUAUACAGCUCCCCUUGCCCCACAGAAGAUGGGCCAAUGUUCUACGAAUCCAAAACCCUACAUCCUACACCACCUACCUAGCCAGGGGGUCACUUCCAGAAUCUUUUGUCUUCCUUUGCUCUAGGGACAGGAAGGAUCUCAGAGAAGAUCACUUAGGACAGUGAUUUUCAAUCUAUGGUCCGUGGACCCAUUGGGGUUGGUAGACUAUGGCUAAGGGGUCUGCGAAAGGUGACUAUGAAAAAAAAAAAAAAGUUUCAGAUCCCAGAAAAGGCAUUCCAUUUUUAUGAUCAAUCAAAAGUAUGUGAAUACUACAGAUCGAAACCCGGAAUUGUUGUUGUUACCAUAGAAGCGCACAGUUUAGCCCCCUUUCUUAUGCCAUGUCAAUUGCCGUGUUGAGCCCGUGCAACAUUUAUAAUUGAAUUCCAUUCAGUUCAUUUUCAGUCUAAGACUUCUAUGAAAGGGGUCCGUGGACUACAGGUUGAAUUUUCAAAGGGGCCCCCAUCUCCAUUUGAGAUUUUUUUAGGGGUCUGCAAAUGAAAAAAAGGUUGAAAACCACUGACCUAGGCAUUCUCGUUCUUCAGCACACUUCUGAGUUCCAUGAUGUCAUCUACUCUCUGCAAGAUAUCCCAUGAGAUAUCUGCAAAAUAUCCCACAGCACAGUGGGGACCCCAAGCUCGAUUGGGAGUCUGUGCAGUGCCUGGAACAAUGGGGGCUCAGAUCUCAGUUGGGGUCUGUGAAGCAUCUGGCACAAUGGGGCCCUAAUUUCAGUUAGGACCAGUAAGCUUUACUGCAAUACACUCAGUAAUAAAUUUGGAGAUCUCCACUAGAAAUCAGACCAAGAUCCAUUCUGUCUUUUCUUAGUUUGCUUUGGUUCCGGUGGUUUCAUAUUUCCCAUGGAUGCCCCCUUCUCAUAAAGUUAUCCAUCUGAUCCAUCCAUCCAUCCGUUCCCACCCAUCUAUCCAACCAAUUUAUAUUAGACCCAUCCCCAUACAUACUGUCUAAGACCCUCCUAACUGGUUAGGUGUAAUUUCUUGACACUCCAGUUGGUACGGUUUUGUGCAUUCUAAUUUUAGUCUCACCACUAAUUUAAGAGGAAUCCUGUGUGUACAGAGCACAUCAGCAAGUUUUUUUGAUUUGUGCAUAACUUUUAUUCUAGGAAAUUCAAUAAACAAGAUGUCAAUUUAAAAAGAAAAAUCA